ACACUGGGCUGGCCGCCUGGUGAGCCUUUCAUUUGGCUUCACUUGCAGAAUCAGUGUGUGUCUGUGUGUGUUUGCUGUCCAACAGUUUACUGAGCGGGAGAUUUCCAAACUUCAUUUCUGUGGAUCUGUAAAUGAAUUCUGCACCGGACAGACCGGGAGGUAACUUGUGAUGGAGCAGGACGUUACCAGUUUAAGUGGAGAGGACUGCUUUGAGGGGAAAUCGCCGUGUUGUUCAGACUCUGAAGCUUUGAGUCAAGGAGACAAAGAAUAUGAUGACAUCUUGGAGCUUAAUCAGUUUGAUGGACUGCCUUAUUCCUCCAGGUUUUACAAACUGCUGAAAGAAAGGCAAGAGCUGCCAGUGUGGAAAGCAAAGUGUGAAUUCAUGGACACUUUGGCCAAAGGACAGUUUGUCGUUGUCAGUGGCUCUGCCAAAACUGGAAGGAGCUCUCAAAUUCCUCAGUGGUGUGCUGAAUUCUGCCUGUCAGUCCAGUUCCAGCACGGUUUGGUGGUUUGUACGCAGAUUCACGCACAACAGGCGGUCGACCUGGCCUUAAGAGUGGCCGACGAGAUGGACGUCAACAUUGGUCAUGAAGUUGGUUACAGCAUCCCUUUGGAAACGUGCUGCACUAAUGACACAGUCCUCAGGUACUGCACAGACGACAUGCUUCUGAGAGAGAUGAUGUCCGACCCUCUGCUGGAGCGCUACGCCGUGGUGGUCGUGGAUCAGGCCCACCAGAGGACCGUAGCCACCGACGUUCUCCAGGGUCUGCUGAAGGACGUGGCCCUGCAGAGGCCGGACCUCCGUGUGGUCAUCCUCACAGCUGUUGAACCUGCACCCAAACAGCUGGCCCACUUCACUGGAACCCCGCUGCCUGUGAUUCAUCUAGAGACUCUGGGUGCAGGAGAGGUGGUGUACAGCAGCACAGGAGACGGCUACUUCUGCUCUGCUCUCCGCCUCGUCUUGGAGAUCCACCAUUCUGAAGAGAAAGGAGAUGUUGUUGUGUUUCUGGUGACCACGCAGGAGAUCGACCUGGCCCAUGACAUCCUGUGUCAUGAAGGCCACAGUUUAGCACCUGUUCUGGGUGAGCUGCUUCCUGUUGCUGUGCAUCCUGGUCAGACUGGGAAUCUACCAGUGCUGGGGGAGGAGGAGGAAGCAGGCCGGACCCGCAGAGUGUUCCUCACAUCCAGCCCGAACGAGGACUUCUUUUGGGCUGUUUCCUCAAUAAGCUUUGUUAUCGAUGCAGGGCUUGAGAAAAGAUAUGUCUACAACCCCAGAAUCAGAACAAACUCCGUCAUCAUUCAGCCAAUAAGCACAGGCCAAACUGAGAGUCGCAGACAGCUGACAGGUCCGACAGGCAAGUGUUUUUGUCUGUACCCAAAGGACAGACAGCUUCCUGCUCAGAUUCGCCCACAUAUCGUGGAGACUGACUUCACUCCCACGGUGCUCUUCCUGAAGAGGAUGGAGAUCGCCGGACUGGGUCACUGUGACUUCAUGGACAGGCCAGAUCCUGGAGGCCUAAUGCAGGCUUUGGAGGAACUGGACUACCUGGCAGCUCUGGAUGACGAUGGAAACCUGUCUGAGAUGGGCAUCAUCAUGUCUGAGUUCCCCUUGGAGCCGCAGAUGGCCAAGACUGUGCUCGCCUCCUGUGAGUUUGACUGUGUCAGCGAGGUGCUCAUCAUCGCCGCCAUGCUAACAGCACCAACUUGCUUCAUGGUUCCUUCUGCGGAGCUAAAGCCAGAAGCAACCCAGUGCCACAUGAAGUUCCAGCACCCAGAAGGAGACCACUUCACCCUUAUCAAUAUCUACAAGGCCUUUAAACAGCACCAGCAGGAUCCAUACUGUAACGUAGAAAAGUGGUGUCAGGAUUUCUACCUGAACCACACUUCUCUGCUGAUGGCCGACGCGCUUCGCACAGAGCUCACCGACACCCUAAAGAGGAUCGAGCUGCCCAUCUCGGUGCCUGCCUUCGGAUCCCGGAGCAACACCAUCAACGUUAAGCGAGCCCUUCUAGCAGGUUUCUUCAUGCAGGUGGCUCGGGACGUGGAUGGAUCAGGAAACUACUUCAUUCUGACCCACAAGCAUGUAGCUCAGAUCCAUCCUCUGUCUGGCUACGGGGCCAAAAGCCCCAAGCUGGGCCUGCCAGAGUGGGUGCUGUUCCAUGAGCACUCCUUCUCUGAGGACAACUGCCUCCGCACCACAACCCACAUAACACCAGAGGAGUUCAUUCAGAUGGCGCCGCAGUAUUUUUUCUACAACUUGCCAUCCAGUGAGAGCAAAGACAUCCUCCAGAACAUUUUGAAUCAUGGAGCUCCUCGGUACCAAGAAGAGAAACCCACGACGUCCCAAGAUGAACCCGAGGAGGAUCAGACUUCUGACCGCUGCGUUAUCCAAUAACAGACCCGCUGUUCCCAGUGGCUGAUGGACUAAUCAGUAGGAAUUAUUGCACUGUAGCACACUGGAUGAUUGUAAAACUGACUGUAGGAUUUCUGUAGUUUUUUACUAGUUACUUCCUGUCAUUUGUGCCCCUCAUCCUUCCUUUUUAUCACAUUAUCACUUUCUGUAUUUAUCUUUGUAAGUGCACUAAUAUAUAAAAUUUAAAACGUUCUAAAGCUCA
This is a messenger RNA of Acanthochromis polyacanthus (spiny chromis), 2615 nucleotides long. RefSeq names its product DEAH (Asp-Glu-Ala-His) box polypeptide 32b (gene dhx32b). The coding region runs from base 170 to 2395 and encodes 741 amino acids. Gene Ontology annotation, cellular component: intracellular anatomical structure; spliceosomal complex. The record is from RefSeq and is a predicted model, not a curated record. The transcript has 11 exons. NCBI's taxonomy places the organism in Eukaryota, Metazoa, Chordata, Actinopteri, Pomacentridae. Gene Ontology annotation, molecular function: RNA binding.